Molecule: messenger RNA, 1320 nt
Organism: Cicer arietinum (chickpea)
Lineage: Eukaryota; Viridiplantae; Streptophyta; Magnoliopsida; Fabales; Fabaceae
Source: RefSeq, a predicted model, not a curated record
GUGAGUAAAACGACGUGUCGUCCAUAGUGCUGAAGGAGAGGAUUUACACUUUGGUAAGUUUGUGCAAAAGAAAGAGAAAGUCGUCCCCAUCGAAAAGCAAGUUGAACCUUGCAUCACUGAAUCCCAGCUCUGUCACUGAGUCAUACACAGUCUGGAAAGUCGAAACCAAACCCUCGUGCCUAGUGUUUAACGAGAGUGACGAUGGUGGGCCCUAUUCCUCCAAUGAUGAGAUGCUCUCCCGCCGGAAACGCUUUCUUCAGAGCUCUCAAACCCGAUUCCCGCUAUUCCAUGCUUCCCAAUUCACUUUCACUCUCUUCAUCUAUCAACAAAGGUGGUGAGAAGGCAUAUGAGGCAUUGCUUUUGGAUGCUGGUGGCACUCUCUUGCAAUUGGCAAAACCUGUUGAGGAAACCUAUGCUACUAUUGGAUCCAAAUACGGUUUGACUGUGAAUCCAGCUGAGAUAAAACAAGGAUUUAAGAGAGCAUUUACUGCACAAUGGCCUGAAAAAUUACGAUACCAGGGUGAUGGAAGGCCAUUUUGGAAAUUUGUAGUUUCUGAAGCCACUGGUUGUGGAGACGAAGACUUUUUUGAGGAAGUUUAUGAGUACUAUGCAAAAGGUGAUGCAUGGCAUCUUCCUAGUGGAGCUUUUGAAACAAUGAUUCUUCUCAAGGAUGCUGGAGUCAUUGCUAACGUGAUGAGCAGUGAUACAGUUAAGAUGGCCGUUGUAUCCAAUUUUGACUCCCGCUUAAGGAAGUUAUUGAAGGAUCUUAAUGUUUUAAAUCUAUUUGACGCUGUCAUUAUAUCAUCAGAGGUUGGAUAUGAAAAACCAGACCCAAAAAUAUUUCAAGCUGCUCUAGAUCAAGUAAAUGUAGAGGCUAGCAGGGCCUUACACAUCGGAGACGAUCGAAAAGCAGAUAAACUCGGGGCCAAUGCUAUCGGGAUAGAUUGCUGGUUAUGGGGUAUUGAUGUAAAGACAUUCUCUGAGAUACAAAUCCGCAUCCUCAAUCUAGAGGCAUAAUUUUAGUUAUGGAUGCCAAUAGACAAAGUUUUUUGUGCUGAUGCUGACCAUUGUGAAAGUUGAGCUGAAAAGUGAAAGCAAUAAUAAGAGUCUAUGCUAUCACAAGUGAUGAAUGAUGUCACACAAAAGAGGACAUAGUCAAAUAAGGGAACUCCCUUGACAAUGAGAGAUUUUAAUAAUGUAUCGGUCAACGUACUCUACUAAUUACUAAUGUAAUAAAAAUGUAACAUAUGAACUGCAAUAAAAAUGUAAUGCAUGGUAUUAGAUUAGAUUAACAUGUUGUCUAAUAAAAUUUUAAGAAAA